Messenger RNA from Bipolaris maydis ATCC 48331, 1426 nucleotides. The record is from RefSeq and is a predicted model, not a curated record. Lineage: Eukaryota; Fungi; Ascomycota; Dothideomycetes; Pleosporales; Pleosporaceae.
AUGGCUUCGAAGCUGCCUCUACCAGCUCCACCGCGUACCCCGACGCCGCCUCCUGAUGAGGACGCGCCCCAGCCUGUGGGUCUAGGAUUCGAGGGUGAUCUGUCUUCCAGGACGCUGGCCGCGAGCGCAAAUGGGCUGCUGUCGCCCAUGUCGGCGACGUUUCCCUCGAAGCACGGGGCCAUGGACACGGAUGGGCCCUCGUUGAGCGGAUCAGAGAACGCCAAUCCAUUCAACUUCCAGUCUGUCACGUACCAACCAGGGCAGCCGCAGGCCAAAAGCAAUGACAUUGGACGAAGACGAGGACACAAGUACAAGCACAGCAGUGUAUCGCAUCAGAUAUUUCUAGAACCCGCCCCGCGCGCGCCGCUCCAGCUCCCCGCCUCGCUGCCCAUUCCGACAUUUAAAGAGUACCGGUCGUCCAUGUCCAAGGACCAGAAGCUGCGACUGGCAUGGUGCUUUUGUCACUUGGUCGUAGCUGGGCUGGUCCAAUGGGGUGCACACGAGUCCCUGGCACUGACGGUUCUGUCGCGCCUGAUAUUCUACGAUGCACUAGGCGCAUUUUUGUGCGUGGCUGUCGAUGUCGGGGCAAAUUUUGAAGUGUGGAAGCGCUCGAGCAUCCGUCACCCAUUUGGCUUUGAGCGGCUGGAAGUUAUCGCCGGGCUGGGCAUGUCGGUUGGCCUACUGUUCAUGGGACUCGACCUGAUCUCUCACGGGCUAACGCAUGCACUCGAGGACGCUGGCGGACACCACGCACAUCACGCGGACAGCCAUGAGCGUGUUUCACCAGGCAGCAUUGAUCUUGCUGCGCUGAGCGGAAUUGUGUCGACACUGGUGUCGGCCAUUGUGCUCAAGAACCAUGCCCGAAUUGGGAAGGUGAUGAGGCUGGGGGCGAUUGCUAAUCUGCCCUCGGUUCUCAGCAACCCGUCGCACUUUUUGACGCUGUCGUGCUCGUCGCUGCUACUCAUCCUGCCCCUGUUGAGCAUACAAAUGUACGUGUGGCUGGACCGGACACUUUCCUUUUCGGUUGCGUUUUCCAUGGUAGCACUAGGGUGGAUCCAGGGAUGGACGCUGGGCAAGAUGCUGCUCAUGUCCUACUCGGGACCGGGGGUGUCGGAAGUGGUGCACGAGCUCGAGGCGGAUCGUGCGAUCGGGAGGGUGGAGGAGGCAAAAUUCUGGCAGGUGCAUUACGGGUUGUGCCAGGCCAACCUGAAAGUGCGCGUCAGGAAUAUGGAGGAGAUUGGGCGUCUUCGGGACCGUGUGGGCAGCCUGGUGCGGAACCGGUUGGGCGGCGGGUACGGGAGCGGCGGGCAGAAAUGGGAGGUGUCGACCCAAAUUACUCUGGAAAAGGACUGAAUGGGUGCUGGGCGGCAUUGCAUCACGCUUAGGAUGCGCAAUACAAUUUCAUCGGCGCCCCUGUGGCGAGUCA